Rangifer tarandus platyrhynchus (Svalbard reindeer) is the source of this 735-nucleotide messenger RNA. The record is from the annotation of a GenBank genome assembly. Lineage: Eukaryota; Metazoa; Chordata; Mammalia; Artiodactyla; Cervidae.
AUGCACAGGACUUCCUGCUCCAGCUUCCCCUCACCACCACCUCCCCAAAGGGCACUUUAUCACACGCUUGCCAAUUGGGGAAAGGGAUGUAGGCUGAAUCAGCUUUCAGGACUCAAUGUUCAACCUGAACUGACCGAAGACAGCAGGAGGAUGAAGAGGCUGUUGGGACUUGCAGCCCAGGUUCACAUGGGCUAUUCUGACCAGGCGAGGCCUGAGAAGUCCUUGAAAGUGGUUGGAAACCAUAGGUUAUCAUCUGGAGCUCAGUGGCUGUCUUCACUUGGGCCUCCCCUUCCAUGCAGAUGGUGGGGCCUUAAUUGGAGGCCCGCAGAACAGCUGAGCUGUGGAUGGAGUGCUCAGAUGAAACUUCUGAAAAGAAUGGAGCAACCUGACUCUGUAAGGAUGUUUAGUGGCUCAGCUGCAGCCCUGGGAGCAAAGGUGAUUGCGAAGCAGGAACCGCUGGACUGUCUGGAAAUGAUUCUCAACCUAGCAACUACUCUUUCUGCUAAAGACCCAGGGAUCCGCCUACCUGCUCACCUCUGCCACUCAUUUCCUUACAGGUUUAACUGGGAGUCCUGUAUUUUAUCUGGCAACCCUAGUUCUAGGGGUGAAGGAGAGGAGGAAAAAAACGUUUCCAAUUUCAAGGGACAGUUCAGAAAGCCAGAUGUAGCACACAGGCAAACAGCACCCAGAGGCAUGAGAGAUAAAGGCAGAGGACAUACUUGGCACAUUCUUUGA